GCGAUCAGAAAGCGACAGACAGUUCUCGAAUCGUCUGAUUCAUUCUAAAGUGGCAGAAUAUGCAACUGCUGAUGCGGAAACGUCACUUAAAGCGACGAUGAAAUGGAGUAGAACAUUCUCAUUUAAAUAUGCACUUUGUUUUUGAAUAGCUAAUCUCUUUGACCAUGAAGUUGGCUCAUAAAGACAUCGAGAAGGAUAAUGCCGGUCAGGUGACACUAAUACCUGAGGAAGCAGAGGACAUGUGGCACACCUACAACCUGCUGCAUGUGGGCGACAGCCUCAGAGCCUCAACCAUCAGGAAAGUGCAGACGGAGUCCUCCACAGGCAGUGUGGGCAGUUCACGUGUGCGCACCACACUGACUUUAUGUGUGGCGACGAUAGACUUUGAUUCCCAGGCCUGUCAAUGUCUCUCAGUUACUGCAUUAGAGAGAUUUUAUGAGGCUGUCAUGCAGGGCAUUCUGAGACACUUCAAUUUUGAUGUGGUGAAGUGUGUUCUGGUGGCCAGUCCAGGGUUUGUGAAAGAUCAGUUCAUCUCGUACCUCUUUAAAGAGGCUGUGAGGCAAGACUGUAAAAUUCUCCUGGAGAACAGAUCCAAGUUCAUGGUGGUGCACUCCUCAUCUGGACACAAAUAUUCACUUAAAGAAGUGCUGUGUGAUCCAGCAGUCACGGCCCUAUUGUCUGACACCAAGGCAGCUGGAGAGGUCAAGGCUUUGGAAGACUUUUACAAGAUGCUUCAACAGGAGCCUGAUCGAGCUUUCUAUGGAUUGGCUCAUGUGGAAAGAGCGAGUGAAGCUUUAGCCAUUGACAUCUUGAUGAUCAGUGACAAACUAUUUAGACAUCAAGACAUAGCCACCCGCAGCCGGUAUGUUCGGCUUGUAGACAACGUGAAGGAAAAUGGAGGAAAUGUCAGAAUCUUCUCAAGCCUACAUGUAUCUGGAGAACAAUUGAAUCAGCUGAGUGGAGUGGUGGCCGUCCUGAGGUUCCCCAUCGCUGACAUGUCUGAAGCUGAGGAGGACAGCAGCUCUGAUGAAGACUAACAUCAUGCUCUUGUGCAAAAGGAUUUGGUAUGAAAGGGUGGAAAUGCUUCACAGUUUGGACUAAAUGGAAUGAAACUCAGUUAUGGCCUUAAUAAAGGUUUUGAAAUCA
This is a messenger RNA of Sinocyclocheilus grahami, 1146 nucleotides long. Its product is annotated as protein pelota homolog. The record is from RefSeq and is a predicted model, not a curated record. Gene Ontology annotation, biological process: nuclear-transcribed mRNA catabolic process, no-go decay; nuclear-transcribed mRNA catabolic process, non-stop decay; RNA surveillance. The coding region runs from base 165 to 1037 and encodes 290 amino acids. Lineage: Eukaryota; Metazoa; Chordata; Actinopteri; Cypriniformes; Cyprinidae. Gene Ontology annotation, cellular component: cytoplasm. The transcript is spliced from 12 exons.